Gavialis gangeticus (Gharial) is the source of this 3451-nucleotide messenger RNA. RefSeq names its product STAM binding protein (gene STAMBP). Gene Ontology annotation, biological process: protein K63-linked deubiquitination. Gene Ontology annotation, cellular component: cleavage furrow; endosome. Bases 80 to 1345 code for a protein of 421 amino acids. Lineage: Eukaryota; Metazoa; Chordata; Crocodylia; Gavialidae. The record is from RefSeq and is a predicted model, not a curated record. Gene Ontology annotation, molecular function: metal-dependent deubiquitinase activity; protein binding; K63-linked deubiquitinase activity. The transcript is spliced from 10 exons.
GAGCGGAAGCCGGCUACCUGGAAGUGGUGUUGUAAGCCCCCGGUGGCCUGCCUUGUGGGCUGUCAGACACGUGAGCCUAAUGCCUGACCACAUGGAUGCCAGCCUCACCCCAGAGGAGCGGGUGCGGGGUCUUACGCAGAUGGGGAGCUCUGUGGAGGUGAACGAGGAUGUCCCACCGCGUCGAUACUACCGCUCCGGUGUGGAAAUCCUCCGCAUGGCGACGAUUUAUGCAGAGGAGGGCAACAUCGAGCGUGCCUUCAUCCUGUACAACAAGUACAUCACGCUGUUUAUCGAGAAACUGCCAAAACACCGGGAUUACAGGACGGCUGUCAUCCCUGAAAAGAAGGAGACUGUGAAGAAACUCAAAGAGGUCGCGUUUCCCCGAGCUGAAGAGCUCAAGAAGGAGCUGUUGAUGAGAUACAAUAAAGAGUAUGCAGAAUACAGUGAGAAGAAGAAGAAGGAGGAGGAGGACUUUGCACGGAACCUCGCCUUGCAGCAGCAGCUGGAGGAGGAGAGGCAGCGAGUGGCCCUGAUGAAGCAGCAACAGGCAGAGCAGGAGCAGUUCCAUGCUUUUGAGGAGAUGAUCCGACGGAAGGAGCUGGAGAAAGAGCGACUGAAAAUCGUGCAGGAAUUUGGGAAGGCUGAACCCAGCCCAGAGGGACCCCUGAUCCCUGGUGUGGAAAAGCCUCCCACUGACCUAACACCAAAGAUUGGCAUCCUUCCCGUUCCUCCCUCAAACCAAGGCACUUUGCCCAAGCCUCCUGCUGUGGACAGAUCAUUGAAGCCUGGAGCUUUGGGGACCCUGCAGAACAAUGUGACUAUCGAUGGCCUUCGCCAUGUCACCAUUCCCAAGGAGCUGUGCCACAAAUUCCUCCAGCUCGCUGAUGCCAACACAGCCAAGGGUGUGGAGACAUGUGGGAUCCUCUGUGGGAAGCUGAUGAUGAAUGAGUUCACAAUCACGCAUGUCAUCAUUCCUAAGCAGUAUGGAGGCCCUGACUACUGCAACACGGAGAAUGAGGAGGAGCUCUUCCUCAUCCAGGAUCAGCACAGUCUCGUCACACUGGGCUGGAUCCACACUCACCCUACCCAGACGGCGUUCCUGUCCAGCGUGGACCUGCACACACACUGCUCCUAUCAGAUGAUGCUGCCUGAGUCUAUAGCGAUUGUGUGUUCACCAAAAUACCAAGAAACGGGGUUCUUCAAGCUGACGGACCACGGCCUGGAGGAGAUCUCAUCUUGCAGGCAGAAGGGGUUCCACCCACACUCCAAAGAUCCUCCGCUCUUCACGACCUGCAGUCACAUCACAGUGAUGGAGCGGGACGUGGCAGUGAUGGAUCUACGAUAGCCCUCUUGCCUUAACUUGUCGGUUUACUGGAAAGCAGCUACCUUCCUCUUCAUCCUAGGGGAUCACACCUCCCAUAGCCAUUGGUAUCCCGGUAGUUUCAGUGAAAUCGUUAAUUUGACUCUGCUGGGUGCUUCUGAGAACUUGGCGUCCUGCACUGUGUCUUGCAAGGGGCUCAAGAUGUGAGGAAAUAUUAACCUAGGAUUGCUAAAAAAAACAAAACCUAACACUAAAUGGAUUUAACUUUAAUACUUGGCUGUUCAGCAAAUGCAUCCUGAGGGGUUUUAUGCAAGGAACUGUCCUCCAGACUCCAGAACUGGGACUGAGGAGCCUUCGAGAGGGAAGCACUUUCCAAAUGAGGAGCACUGAAAAUUCAUCUCCUGGGGUUUUUUUUGUUUUUUGUUGCCUCUGUUACUUGUUGGCAAAGCUUUGGGCCUUUCCCUUCACUUUAGAUCAAACCCACAGCAUCCUUCUCUUAGCCUGUUUUUUCACUUUCACCAAGGUCCUGUUAACACCAGGAGUUCCAGGGUCUGUGUCUCCAAGCUGUUCCAUAUGCAGUGUGUGGAGUGAAAAGGUCCUUGUGUCUGAGUCUCACUUAAUCUUUCCCUAACCUAGUGCUUCAUUGAUUUGAUUUGGGAAGAGGAAACGAUCCCAACAGCUUGAUAGAAAUUUGACACCCUGAGAUAACCAAGUGGUGUUGGUACAAUGGAUUGAGGAACCUGGCUUCAAUUGCUAUUUGCUGCGACAAACAGGGGCAAAAUGGUUUCAUGGUGCUGAAUGAUAGAUGGAGAUGGAUGUGAUGUUCUUAUUUUAUUACUGUAUCUGCUCUAUCAACUAUGGCCAUGUGAAGGGGAAGACAGCAACAUUGGGUUCUCCUUUGCUACUCAAGUUUCUGUGUCUUGGGUUGUGCUGUCAGUUCUAUAGAAGGUUUGUCAAAGAAUUCGCAUCUUUUUCCCAAAACACUUGGUAACAUCUGGCAGCGGUACGGCUGAGAGGGCACUGGCAUGAGUCUAACAGUGGCCUCCCUCAGUAACAGGGUAUCCCCACUGUGGGAGCAUAAUGUAAUUUAGCAGGGUCUGAUGAACUGGGUACUGUACUGGGAGUCAGGAGGCUUUGUAUAGUGGCUUGCCUUUUUUUCUCUCAUCCAUAGUUUAAGGAUGAUGGGACUGUAACGUGUCUUCAGAGCUUCAAGGAGUUAUGAAUACAAAGCUCUACUAGCAGCAGUGCAGCUCUCCAGCAGUUAGAGGAGAGCAUCCCAAACUUGUCUGGCCAGAUAAAUGGUGUUGGAGCCAUGCCAGAAUCAGUUGUUCUCCGAUGGGGCCAGCUGCAAAGUUCAAGUCUGUCAGGAGCGGGCAGAGCACAGUCUUAGGGUGUGGGAAAUGGCAGAGGUGGGAUUCAGACCUUGUACCUCAGCCCUAGGGUGUCUGGGCCACACUUGCAUGCAGUUCCUGUCUGCUGGAGUCCAAGUUCAUAAGCUCUCCUCUUGCCUUUUGGCUUCUCCUGAGGACAGUCUCCCACUUAAGUAUUCAUUAUGCCUUGAAGUGUCAUCCCCAAGCCCCCCUUGUUGCUGCUCUGACAUUUCCUCUGAUUUUUCACUUGCCAAAAUUCACCAUCCCCAUAAGUCCUGAGGGUUGUUUGCAAAGGCCUGUUUUGCUGGGUGAACGAAUAAUGCAUCAUCCGUGUUGGUCGUGUCAGAUCCCAAUCAUAUCCCCCCCCCCCCGCCCCAAUCUUUGCUGCUGUCUAUGUCAAGUAUCCAUCGGUCUUGAAGGAAGCCAGGGAAAAGCAGGUAUCUUUGUGCAUUCCCCCUUCAUAACUUGCAUUACCUUGAAACUCUGAUAUUAAAUGGGUAAUCAGUAUGAAAUGUUAGCAAGCCUGACUUGUGGCUCAGAGCAGUGGCUUUUGCCUUUGAGCAAGUGACAUUUCUAUAAAGGGCUUGGCCUCCCGCAUUUGGUGUUUUGUUCAUGUACCAACACAUACCCACAUGGUGGGGGGAAGGUCAUCUGGAAUAGGUGUGUAACAUGCCCCUACCCAAAUGGAUUGCUGCGUAAUGUUUGGUGGACAGACUCUUCGUUGUACAGUUUAAUACAGAUCAGUUAUAUUAUCUUGCCU